UGUCAAAGUCAAUUUUGAAUAAAAAUGUCUAUUGACAUAAUCCAAUGUUUGUAUAUUGUCUGUUAUUGCAAAAUUAGCCAGGAUAUAUGAAAAAUACCUCGAAAAUUCGGAGAAAAAAUUAUUUUUACGAAUAAAUUAAGAUGAUAUUUUUACUACUUACUAAAAAGUGAAGUGGCUGGACCAGGGUUUUAUUGAACUUUCGUUGCCAAGAGAAAGAUUUAAAAAACUGAUGAAACAUACUUUGUGGGUACCUUAAGAACCGACUGAGAGUAUCGCACUGAAGAUGGAUCAAAAAAGAUGUUAGUGGAAGAUAACAGCGAAAAUUCUCUGUCUGAUGACCAGGAAUCCGUAAGACCAGGUGACAAUCAACUAAAUAAGAAAUACAAGUUCGAGAAAAAUCUUACAGGCUCAUCGUGUAUCUAUAUCACCUUUUUUGAAAAAAGUGAUCUCAAAAAACUGGAUAAAAGCGCAUUGGAGACGCUUAAGGUAACUGUACCAAAUCUCAAUUUGGACAGAGUUAUAGAAACAGAGAAAGGUCUGAUUCUAAAUCUAUUAAAUGACGCAAUGAUAAAAAGAAUAUUGAAGGUAGACUUAGCUAAAAUCUUUGGAAGACCUGUGCAAGCUGUGCCACUAUACCGCAGUCAUUACAAGAAGCUUGUUCCAUUCAAGGACAUACCUUGGUGCAUAUCCAAAGAAGAACUUAAAGCAUGCCUCAGAAAGCAAGGUAUUUCAUAUACCAAAUUGACCAGAGAGCAAUCCACAGUCUACAUAGAAGUCUCAAAUUACAGUAGUUACCGGCAGCUCAAGGAAGAAGGUAUUAAUUUUUAUGACUCAGUCAUAUUUCAAUCAUGUGACGAUACAUACUUGAACGAAGAAGCACACUAUAAUACCGAUAACAUCAUCCAGUGUUACAAGUGCCAAGGCUUUUGGCACACAGCUAAUACGUGUAAGCAGAAUAUUAGGUGCGUGAGAUGUGGGGAGGAACAUUCUGUAGAACAUUGCAAUAGACCGAAAAGCUAUCCGAUAUGUUGUAAUUGCAAGGGACAUCAUCAUGCGGCGUAUAAACUGUGUCCUAUGAGGUUGAGGCUGAAGAAGACUGUACGAGUCGCAUUCACUUACAAUAAUCAGUAAAGUUAGGAAAUUUGUAAAAUUCAAAGCGCAAAUUAAAGUCUAUUUAUUUUAGAAUGUACUUUAAGACAAAUCAUAAUUGUACGAUUUGUUAUCGGAGUGUAAAUGGAGUAUAAACGACAUGGAUAUGAUGUGAAAGGGUUUGAUGCGAGAAACACGAUAAGCAUAGUGACGUUAUUCUAAGUCCAAUAUGGCGGUCGCAGCAAAAUGAUGAUUAACGUUUUUCUUGGUCAGCUAUUUGAUGUGGGUAUCAAAUAAAAAGGCUUUAUGAGAGAAAGGUAAUAAGAAAAGUGACGUCAUUCUAAAUCCAAUAUGGCGACCACCGCAGAUGAAGAUUUAUAACUUCCAUUUAUAUAUAUAUAUAUAUAUA
Molecule: messenger RNA, 1498 nt
Organism: Acanthoscelides obtectus
Lineage: Eukaryota; Metazoa; Arthropoda; Insecta; Coleoptera; Chrysomelidae
Source: the annotation of a GenBank genome assembly